Molecule: messenger RNA, 537 nt
Organism: Porites evermanni
Lineage: Eukaryota; Metazoa; Cnidaria; Anthozoa; Scleractinia; Poritidae
Source: the annotation of a GenBank genome assembly
AUGGAUCUUAGAGACAGCAGCGGCACCCAAGUUACUUUCAGUUUUGAUUUUGUUUUGGCGUUGGACUGGAAUGAAUGGCCAAUCUCUGCCAAGGAGUGGAUCGCGCGACCUCGCAAGUGGCCAAAUCAAACGGUCGUAGCGGAAGUAGCCAAUGGUGGCGUAUACUUGGUUCCAAAGGCCUCAACGCACGGCGAUCCUGAAGUAGAAUGGAGAAUCUCGUUCUCGAAAGCUGAGAAAAUUCUGUUUUCCCGUUUUCCGAAACCACGAGGUGAAUACACGUUUCCUGCUGGAAGAAAAAUCACUUACGAUCAUCUUCUGAUUCCAGAUGGCAGCUGCCGCAUUGAAUGCUAUCGCAUCCUGAAGGAGAUAUUCAAAGAACACCUGUCGACUCCCAAGAUUCUCAAUUCUUAUCAUCUCAAGACCAUCAUGCUUUGGGCGUGCGAAAAACAUCCUGAAGAUUUCUGGGAAAGUUCCUACUCGGCUAUCUGUUUUCUGGGUCUCCUUGACGACCUUCUUCACGGCUUGGCUACUCAGUAG